Messenger RNA from Nycticebus coucang (slow loris), 491 nucleotides. It is a transcript of the gene NDUFA2, whose product is annotated as NADH:ubiquinone oxidoreductase subunit A2. NCBI's taxonomy places the organism in Eukaryota, Metazoa, Chordata, Mammalia, Primates, Lorisidae. Bases 84 to 383 code for a protein of 99 amino acids. The record is from RefSeq and is a predicted model, not a curated record. The transcript is spliced from 3 exons.
AGCUGAGGAGGAAAUGUCCGCCAUUGGGCCCACUGGAGAACUUGGUCUAAAAGCGUGAGAUUGUGCCCUCUGUGAUUGCGGAAAUGGCGGCGGCCACAGCAGGUCGGGGAAUCGGGACAAAGCUGGGACUGCGUGAGAUUCGCAUCCACUUAUGCCAGCGCUCACCCGGCAGCCAGGGUGUCAGGGACUUCAUUGAGAAACGCUAUGUGGACGUGAAGAAGGCGAACCCCGACCUGCCCAUCCUAAUCCGCGAAUGCUCCGACGUACAGCCUAAGCUCUGGGCCCGCUACGCAUUUGGCCAAGAGAAGAAUGUCUCGUUGAACAACUUCAGUACUGAUCAGGUAACUAGAGCCCUGGAGAAUGUGCUAAGUGGCAAAGCCUGAAACCUCAACUGAGGGUUAAAAGCAACAGCCCCAGAGCCUGGGCUCUGCUGGACUCAGAACAAUAUGGAAAGCUGUGUUCUGUUCCUUAUAAAGCUUGUACUGUAAAAU